CAAAAACCGGAUAACACAACACGCACUCUCCCCCUCACCUUCAUCUUCCUUCUUCUUCUUCAUGAGAAAGUGAGACUGAAUUUGCAGAGAUUCAUCAAUGGCGAAAUCUCUCAUUUCAUCUCCUUCCUCUUUCACCGGCACACCCUUACCUCCACUACCUCUUCACCGCGGUUAUUCUCACCGGACUAAACUCAUAUCCACCAGAAUCAAGUUCAGUUUUAACGGAAUUCCUCCAAUUUCUCCGUUUGAACCUGGCGCAUCACUCGAUUUUGCUGCGAUUGCUAGCCGAGCCGAGAGUUUGAUGUACACGUUAGCUGAUGCGGCUGUUGCUGUUGACUCCGCGGCUUCGGGUGGUGAUUCGGCUGCUGCUACGACGGUGCAGAAGUCAGGUGGAUGGUUCGGUUUCAUAUCGGAUGCUAUGGAAGUUGUUUUGAAGAUACUGAAGGAUGGACUGUCUGCAGUUCAUGUGCCAUAUUCUUAUGGAUUUGCAAUUAUAUUGCUUACUGUUGUUGUUAAAAUUGCAACAUUGCCAUUGACAAAGCAACAGGUUGAGUCCACUCUGGCAAUGCAAAACUUGCAGCCAAAGAUCAAAGCAAUUCAGCAGAGAUAUGCAGGAAAUCAGGAGAGAAUACAACUUGAGACAUCGCGGUUAUAUACGAAGGCAGGGGUUAAUCCUUUGGCAGGAUGUUUACCUACGUUGGCCACAAUACCAGUAUGGAUAGGCUUGUAUCAAGCUCUUUCAAAUGUUGCAAAUGAGGGACUGCUGACGGAGGGAUUUUUCUGGAUUCCGUCUUUGGGGGGGCCCACGACGAUUGCUGCUCGGCAAAGUGGAUCAGGAAUUUCUUGGCUUUUUCCAUUUGUGGAUGGGCAUCCACCUCUAGGCUGGCAUGACACAGCAGCGUACCUCGUUUUACCUGUACUUCUUGUUCUUUCUCAAUAUGUAUCAAUGGAAAUUAUGAAGCCACCCCAAACUGAUGAUCCAACACAGAAAAACACUCUUCUUGUCUUCAAGUUCCUUCCGCUCAUGAUUGGAUACUUCUCUUUGUCCGUCCCAUCAGGGUUAUCAAUUUACUGGUUCACAAACAAUGUGCUUAGCACUGCUCAACAAGUAUGGUUAAGGAAAUUAGGAGGUGCAAAACCUGUUGUGAAUGAGAAUGCAAGUGGAAUUAUAAGUGCAGGACAGGCAAAAAGAUCGUCUUCUCAACCAUCUGAGACCGGUGCUAGGUUUAAACAGCUAAAAGAAGAAGAGAAAAGAAAAUCAAAUAAGGCACUUCCCGGCCAAGAUAUUCAGGUUUUGGCAUCGACAUCUGAUACUGAAGAUGAAACCGACGAAGAGACAAAGCCGACGGUCUUGGAGGAGGCGUAUGCUUCAAGCACCACGAAACAAGUUCCAGAAUCGGGACCAAGGAGGAGUAAGAGAUCAAAGAAAAAGCGUUCGGUAUGAUAGGAGAUAUGUGACUAGAUUUUUUAAACCUCUAUUUUGUAAAAUCCAUAUUUUUAGUUAACAUAUAGCUGUUUACUACCAACAAAUCAUAUGUUUGUUAGGUAGCUUUUGGUAUAAUUGAAUCAGAGAAGAGAAGGAAUGGAAUGAAAACAAGUUGUUUGUCUUGUUUAAUGCAGUGAUAUAUAGUUUUUCAUUCCAUGACAUAUGUUUGUGAAAUAUAUAAAGUUUUGAUUUAAUGCA
Molecule: messenger RNA, 1684 nt
Organism: Helianthus annuus (common sunflower)
Lineage: Eukaryota; Viridiplantae; Streptophyta; Magnoliopsida; Asterales; Asteraceae
Product: inner membrane protein PPF-1, chloroplastic
Exons: 10
Coding region: 98-1444 (448 amino acids)
Biological process (GO): protein localization to chloroplast; protein insertion into membrane; thylakoid membrane organization
Cellular component (GO): chloroplast thylakoid membrane
Molecular function (GO): membrane insertase activity
Source: RefSeq, a predicted model, not a curated record